AUGGUUGCGGCGGUGAGCAACGAAGAGAGUAAGGACUGCAACGAUGGCGAGGGUUAUCUAAAUCUGAAACUUCUCUCUCUCACUUACUCGCUUGUGUGUGCAAUGGUGGAUAAAAUGCAGCGGCGGAGGAAGAAAGUGGAAAAGGAAAAGCAACGGAAGAACAAGGCGAUCGAAAUGGCUUCAUCGCUAUCUGAUAUCCCCUCCUCCUCAACCACCUCCUGCGAAAUCGUGCCCAUCGAAGAGGACAAAAACCACAGUUUCUCCUCCAACAAUCCGACCCAGAUCGCGAUGUCUGAUUAUAACACUAACAACAAAGUAAUCAAGAAAUCACCCAGCGGUGUAGUUGUGGAUCAUCCAGAAGCGAAAAGUGAAUCCUUAACAGUGAAUUUUCUUCGUACUUUCUUAUUCGGGCAUAAUAAAAACUCGAAAUCCAAAUCAAUUCACAACAAACCCACCGCCAACAGCCAAACCAGAUCAAGCAACAGCAACAGCAACAGCAACGAACCGAGGUCAAAUGACGACGACAACAGAAGCCGCAGUGUGGUUGAGGCGCUUUCGAAAUUGAUUGGAGCAGAUCUGGAUUACCUUGACAAGACUUUGAACAGGAUGAGAAAGUACGAAGAUCAAAUCAAAGCUGCAUCUGAGAGUUUGAAGAAGCUCAAAGAAGCUGGUGGAAGUGAAGAAAAUUUUCGGGAAUUGAAGAGGAUUGUCAUGAAACUGAAGGAGCAGAUCUUUUCUAUGCGCGAGAAUGAGCCUGAAGGGUCCCUGGAGACGCUAAAAAACCAGGACUUUGGGCAGACGUUAGACUCCAAAGAAUUUUGGGGACGUUACGGUGAGCUUGACGCAGCGUCCAAGGUCUGUCUGUUAUGCUUUUCAGUGUUCCCGGAAAAUGCUGAAAUAAAGAAGAGGGUGAUGAUAUACUGGUGGAUCGGCGAGGGUUUUGUGACGACAGAGCAAUCGGCCAAUGAAUUAUUCCACAAGCUUAUUGUGAAGGGCUUGAUCGAGCCCGUGUGCAAAAACCAUAGCGGUGGAGUGGUCAUCUGCAAGAUGGACCCUCUUGUUCGUUCUCUGGUGAUUAAUAUUGCCCAGACGUUUAAUUUUGUCGAUGUUGAUGAUGCUAGUGCCACUCCUCGGGACUUGGCAUGCUUAACAGGUAAACGUUUAGCAAAAAUUCAGCAAUCGGAAAAGCUUGCAUUGUUCAAUGUUAAUGAGGAUAUUCUUGAAUUCAACCCCACAUGGUUUUCAAAAAUGCAAAAUGCCAGUGUUCUUUACUUGGGAAGGUGGCAGACCUCGCCCUCGCAUCACAUUGAAGUUGAGGACACCACGGCUAUGAAGACGAAAAAUGCAAAUGUUUUGGAUGGGUUGGAAAAUCUCACACAUCUAAGGUUUCUAAGUCUUCAAGGAAUCUCCAGAAUUACAGAGCUGUCCAAGUCCAUUUCAAAGCUAAGGAAUCUUACAAUCCUUGACAUUAGAGCGUGUCACAACCUUGAGGUGAUUCCCGAUGGAAUCGGCUUGCUCAAGAAUUUGACACAUUUGGACAUGUCUGAAUGUUACCUGCUAGAUCAGAUGCCCAAGGCGCUUGCAUUGCUCUCCAAACUCCAAGUCCUCAAAGGAUUCUUGGUUUCAGAGGGUAUAAACUCAUGUACUCUUGAUGAUUUGCAAAAAAUUCCCAGGUUGAGAAAGUUGAGCAUUUAUGCGGUUGUCCAUGGAUUUCCUUCAGACAGAGAUUUGUGUGUUUUAAAUCAGUUUAAAGCGCUUACCCAGCUAACAAUCGUGUGGGCAAGCCGCUCUGUGCAACCAACAGUAGCUCCAACAAGAUCAGUUACCUCUAAGCCAGCAGAGUUGGCAAUGCUUUCCUUAGGACUAAUAAAAUUAGACGUUCGGUGUUUCCCUUGGAUGACUACACCUAUUUGGCUGAGGGCUUGCAAUCUCAAGAACUUAAAGAAACUCUAUAUCAGAGGAGGUCAACUCUCUGAUCUGGGUCAAAAACUUGAUGACAAGAAGGCUGAGAAGGACAAGUGGGAAGUUGAGGUAUUGUGUUUGAAGUACUUAGAUGAUUUAGAGAUGGGUUGGAGUGAUCUGCAGGAAUUAUUUCCAAAAUUAAAAUUCUUGGAGAUGUCUUAUAAAAUGAAAUAG
Molecule: messenger RNA, 2136 nt
Organism: Camellia sinensis
Lineage: Eukaryota; Viridiplantae; Streptophyta; Magnoliopsida; Ericales; Theaceae
Source: RefSeq, a predicted model, not a curated record